CAGUUAAAUCACUACAGUAAUCCAGAAUGCGACAUUAAGAACUUUAAAUGGAGACAUUAUACAGUGUUCUUGGCUUUGAGUGGAUAGAUGGAAGGAGCAUUUUAAUAUUUCUCUGUGUUUUCCUGCUGUUGUCUGAUAUUUGGAAGAACAGAGUGCCGAAAAACUUCCCACCUGGACCGUGGGCUCUCCCGCUUCUCGGUGACAUUCAUCGCAUCAGGCCUGACAGAAUACACCUGCAGUUCAGAGAGUUUGCAAAGAAAUAUGGAAACAUUUUCACCAUCAGACUCUUUGGUGGAAGAACCGUGGUCAUUAAUAGCUACAAGUUUGUGAAAGAAGCCCUGGUCCAGCAAGGAGACGAUUUCAUAGAUCGACCCACCGUACCACUGUUUGAAGAUUUAUUUGGGAAUGAAGGUCUUGUGGGUUCAAAUGGUUAUCCAUGGAAGCAACAGAGGAGAUUUGCUCUUCAUACACUCAGAAACUUUGGUCUGGGCAGGAAGACUCUGGAGUUAUACAUCCAGCAGGAGUGCCAGUAUCUCUCAGAGGCUUUCACAGAACACCAAGGAAAGCCCUUUAAUGUCCAGCUACUGAUAAAUAAUGCUGUGUCGAAUAUCAUCUGCUGUUUGGUGUUUGGGAAUCGAUUUGAGUACACUGACCGGCAGUACCAGUCUAUUCUUCAUAAUUUCAACGAAAGAUUGCGCUUACAGGGAAGCAUAUCGAUACAGAUGUACAACAUAAUUCCCUGGCUGAUGAAGUGGUUACCUGGACCUCAUAAGACAAUGUUCACUCUGACACAAGAGGUAAAGGACUUUAUAGAAAUCAGGAUCAAAGACCACAAAGAAACCCUUAACCAAGCGUCACCGAGAGACUAUAUUGAUGCCUUUCUUAUAGAAAUGACAAAGAACGAGGGCAAAGAUUCAAGUUUUUCUCUCAGUACCUUACAUGCUUGCACCAUGGACCUGUUUUUUGCUGGAACUGAAACUACUACCACUACUUUACGUUGGGGGUUGCUUUACAUGAUCUACUACCCUGAUAUACAAGAGAGAGUUCAAGCUGAGAUUGAUGCUGUGGUUGGUUCGUCCAGACAGCCCUCUGUGAGUGACCGAGAAAACAUGCCCUAUACUGAUGCUGUCAUUCAUGAGAUUCAGAGAAUGGCCAACAUCAUUCCUCUCAAUGUGCUUCAUAUGACAGUCAAGGAAACUACAGUGGAUAAAUACACAAUCCCAAAGGGUACCAUGAUCGUGGCUACUCUGGACUCAGUCUUACAUGAUGAGUCAGUGUGGGAAACUCCACACUCUUUAAACCCUCAACACUUUCUGGACAAGGAUGGUAAAUUUCGCAAGAGAGAUGCUUUCCUUCCAUUUUCUGCAGGCAAGCGUGUGUGUCUUGGAGAACAGCUGGCCAGGAUGGAGUUGUUUUUGUUUUUCACCUCCCUCCUUCAGAGGUUUUCUCUUUCGCCACCUACUGGAGAGCAGCCCAGUCUGGAGUUCCAGUUGGGAGCCGCACGCUGUCCCAAACCUUACCGCCUCUGUGCUGUACCACGUUAAACCAUCAACUAUGACAAAACUGAAAUUGUCUGAUACUCAGUUUGAUGAAUCAAUGUCCUCCAUCAUAUUUGUCAUAUGAAGCAUUAUCUAUACCUGCUAAAUUCUUCUCACCAUGGAGACCUUUUAAAGGAACCAUUCCAUCCAUUGUAUUAAAACAAAUAAAAAUCUGAAUAUUUACAAUAUUAAAUUACAACUUUUUAAGAGAUCACAUUCCACUGCAUAUGCAUGAUAAUCGCUGUCAUAAGCAAACAUUUACAAGGACUUCAGUAAAGACAAUAAG
Messenger RNA from Pundamilia nyererei, 1824 nucleotides. Its product is annotated as cytochrome P450 2J2-like. The transcript has 9 exons. The record is from RefSeq and is a predicted model, not a curated record. Lineage: Eukaryota; Metazoa; Chordata; Actinopteri; Cichliformes; Cichlidae. The coding region runs from base 48 to 1544 and encodes 498 amino acids. Gene Ontology annotation, molecular function: oxidoreductase activity, acting on paired donors, with incorporation or reduction of molecular oxygen, reduced flavin or flavoprotein as one donor, and incorporation of one atom of oxygen; heme binding; iron ion binding. Gene Ontology annotation, biological process: xenobiotic metabolic process. Gene Ontology annotation, cellular component: cytoplasm; intracellular membrane-bounded organelle.